Zea mays is the source of this 1100-nucleotide messenger RNA. RefSeq lists its product as uncharacterized. NCBI's taxonomy places the organism in Eukaryota, Viridiplantae, Streptophyta, Magnoliopsida, Poales, Poaceae. The record is from RefSeq and is marked provisional. Bases 72 to 872 code for a protein of 266 amino acids. The transcript has 8 exons. Gene Ontology annotation, molecular function: microtubule binding.
CGCGUGGGAGUCGUUUCGAAAAAGUCUGUUUCGCGAGCGGUGAGGACUGAGGAGUGUGGAGGCCUAAAACCAUGGCGGCGAGCAUCGGGAUCAUGGACGGCGCCUACUUCGUCGGCAGGGGCGAGAUCCUGCACUGGAUCAAUGCGACCCUCCAGCUCUCCCUCGCCAAGGUCGAGGAGGCAGCGUCUGGCGCAGUGCAGUGCCAGCUCAUGGAUAUGGUUCACCCUGGAGUGGUGCCCAUGCAUAAGGUCAAUUUCGAUGCGAAGACAGAAUAUGACAUGAUCCAGAACUACAAGGUUCUUCAGGACGUGUUCAACAAGCUGCGGAUAGGCAAGAAUAUUGAGGUCAACAAGCUUGUUAAAGGACGGCCAUUGGACAACUUGGAGUUCCUUCAGUGGUUGAAAAGAUAUUGUGAUUCUGUGAAUGGUGGAAUUAUGAACGAAAACUACAACCCUGUAGAAAGGAGGUCAAAGGGAUGCAAAGAACGUGUCUCAAAGGGUUCCAAUAAGCCAUCUAAAUCAUUGCAAGCCAAUAGGCUUUCUGGUGCUGAUCCAACAGAUGGAGGCCAUGGAGUUGGGAAAGUAUGUAACACUUUUUCUGAAGAGCAUUACAUAGAACAGAUUCAGAAGUUGUCUGAAAAGAUUGCAGACCUGAAAGUUUCUGUCGAUAGUACUGAAAAAGAAAGAGACUUCUACUUCUCGAAGUUGCGUGAUAUUGAGAUACUGUGUCAACGGCCUGAGUUAGAGCAUCUACCGAUGACUAAGGCGGUCCGGAAGAUACUUUAUGCAGCUGAUGCAAAGGAUUCACCGCUACCUGAGGCGAAUGAUAUAAUCACAAAGUCACCAAGCUUGUUCUCAAAUGAAACCGAGUGAGAUGUGCGGCUACAUGAGCUAAUUUUGGUGCUUAUUUUCCAUCAUUGAUCGUCUUAGUUUUGAGUCUGUAAAUGCGUAAAAUAACAUUUGACACAAGUCUUUUUGCUGUCAAAAACAGUUUUCCUGUAAGAACUUGAGUGGGGUUAAUUAGUUAUUACGCAUUCAUGCUUGAUGUGACUGUCCCUGUAUGGUUCCUCUGGAGAAUAUAGGGUCUGUUCACUUGACUAA